This is a messenger RNA of Selaginella moellendorffii, 671 nucleotides long. RefSeq lists its product as uncharacterized. The transcript has 5 exons. Bases 213 to 572 code for a protein of 119 amino acids. The record is from RefSeq and is a predicted model, not a curated record. Lineage: Eukaryota; Viridiplantae; Streptophyta; Lycopodiopsida; Selaginellales; Selaginellaceae.
CUUGCUCGUUCGUGAACGCUAACUGGAGAGACGCUUACAGGUGGACAAAGCCAAGCGUCCUGGAAUCGGAAUUCAAUAGCACCUGAGGAAUUAUGGCCUUUGUCACUGGAAGAAGCAGCACUCGUUACCAGGAGGCAAGCCAGCCAGAUACAGCGGAGAGCACCGACUGAUAAAAUCUUUUGGCCUGCACAGUGCACACAACUCAGCUACUUAUGGCCACUAAAGUGCUCAACUCAACCCGAAAGAGAAAAAAAGGGGAAAAAGAGACGACGAAAAGAAAACAUAUCUCCUCGCUCGGGCUCGCCUGCCUGAUCCUGCUCGUCGUCUCGUUCGGCUGUCAAAUUUGGUUUUCAGAUCCGUGGGCCUUCCCUGUUCCUCCAGGAGUGGAAGUACUCCCUCCUCCUUGUCAAGGCGGAGAUGCUCUGGUUCCCCCCCCCAGUGAUUAUUCUAAGCGACUCUCCUCGGCUUUCGAGGAGGUGGACGUAUUCGCUUGGCAUGCGUGUAAGGGGUGGCAAAAUCUAUCGCUGCGAAGUGACCCCUUGGGUGAUGCAAGCAAUGCGAGGGGGGACUAAACUACUUUGGGUUUGCCCGGCUCGCAUUGUCAAUCGCCCAGGAAUAUUUGGUUCUCGAGCUUUUGCUCCAAGUCAAAGGUGCGCUGUGCGUUUUAUAUC